ACUAACCAUCCCACACACUGAGCCUAAAUUCCAAACAAUUCCAUUCCAACUUUACUUUGUUUUUCAACUCACCUUUUCCCUCCUCUUGCUUGCACACUCCUACACAUCGUGUCUCCUCUCUCAAACCUCACACUUCACAUACUCUAUAAAUAUUUAUAUAUGCUUAUUUUUGUUCACAUGAUUAGCCAACAAAACACUUUUUUCCCCCAAACACCACUCAUCUUCUCUAGUUUAUGAUAUCUUCAUUUCUCUCUAGUUGUUUCAAGGAAAGAAGAGCCAGCAUAAUUUGGGAACCACAUUGAAGAAGGCAAAAGAAGGAGAAGAAGAACAAGAUUGAAGAUGGAAACAAGUGUAAAUUACUAUGUGCUACUUCUUGUACUUGGUCAUUUCCUUUGUUCAGGUUCAAGUAGGACACAUAGGGAAGUACCAACACAUGUGAAUGUACUAAGGCAUGAUGAAGAAAAACAACUAGAAUUAACAGCCUCAAAGUCCACCACUGAAAGGGAUAUUACCACACCAAUCACCACAAUUCCCAACUUGGUUCCCAUCACUUCAACAUCUCCAAUCCUGAAUCCUAAUUCCAACCCAGAUACAGUCUCUCCAGCCUCCACACUCCCAAUCACCACUCCUUCCACACCAAAUAAUUCCUCAUCAGGUGCAAGCUGGUGCACUGCAAGCCCAACAGCCUCACAGAGAGCAUUGCAAGUGGCAUUGGACUAUGCUUGUGGAUAUGGUGCCACUGAUUGUUCUGCAAUUCAACCUGGUGGAAGCUGUUACUUCCCAAAUUCUGUCAGAGACCAUGCUUCUUAUGCCUUCAAUAAGUAUUAUCAGAAGAAUCCUGUUCCUAAUAGCUGCAACUUUGGUGGAGCUGCUGUCAUCACUAGCACUAAUCCAAGUACUGGGGCAUGUCAAUAUGCAUCCACAAGCAUUAGUUCAUCAGUCUUGAACACAACAAACACAAGUGGUGCAAAUGUCUUUGGUUCAGUACCUGUACCUAAGAACCCCUCUGCCUCUGGUGGUGCUUCUACUACAUCAACUAAACUUGUACAAGUUUGCCUCAUUCUAUGGCCAUUAGCAAUUUUGGAAUUGAAUUAUCUCUAACAUGAAUGAAAGUUAGAUUUUUCUUGGAUCUGGUCUUUUAUUUUAUUUUAUUUUGGGGUACUAGAAAAGCACAUAGGUACAAAAUCAUCAAUAUGACAUACAUGAUAGAUCACUUUGUAUAAAAGUAGCAAUUAUAUAAAGGGUGUUAGCAGAGAUUUAUACCGUACAUUACUUUUUCCACCUUUAUAAGUUUAAAGUUUUUUUUU
Cajanus cajan (pigeon pea) is the source of this 1307-nucleotide messenger RNA. Its product is annotated as glucan endo-1,3-beta-glucosidase 3. Lineage: Eukaryota; Viridiplantae; Streptophyta; Magnoliopsida; Fabales; Fabaceae. The record is from RefSeq and is a predicted model, not a curated record.